AUGUUACCUCGCUCUGAUGCUGUCCGUCAUAUGACGGACGAAAGCUUAACACCUUUUCACCGGAAUCGAAAGAGAAUGCCUCGAAAACAGCGUCAGCAUGAAUCUUCCAAUAAAGCCAAUCGACAGCUGGUCAAGAGGAAUCCGCCGUCGUCUUCUGGUGGAACCGACCUUCGAAUCUCUCUCAACCUAAUCGACAGCUGGUCAAGAGGAAUUCGCCGUCGUCUUCUGGUGGAACCGACCUUCGAAUCUCUUCACCCAACAGCUGGUCAAGAGGAAUUCGCCGUCGUCUUCUGGUGGAACCGACCUUCGAAUCUCUUCACCCAACACUUGCACUCGAAAUGCAAGUAA
Protopolystoma xenopodis is the source of this 348-nucleotide messenger RNA. NCBI's taxonomy places the organism in Eukaryota, Metazoa, Platyhelminthes, Monogenea, Polystomatidea, Polystomatidae. The record is from the annotation of a GenBank genome assembly.